UGUGAUCGAGCCACCUGUCCCCCUCACCUCCCCCUCCACCCAUCCUGACCCCCUCCUCCUCCUCCCUCUCUGCCCAGCUGUCCCGCACCGAUCCCGCCUGUCCCGAUCGCUCCGAGUCUCUCCCAAAUUCUCCUGGCUGCCAGACGCCGCAGCUCAAGAGCCUCCUGAUCUCUCCUUUCUUCUUCUCCCAUCCACCACACAUGUGCCCGGCUUUCCCUGCUCUCUGCCGGCUUCAUCAGAUCCUUUCCUGGUCACCUACCUUCCUAGUGCUCGUCUACCUUUUCCUGGUCACCCACCUUCCCCGGUGACCUACCUUUUCCUGGUCACCUACCUGCCCUGGUCACCUACCUCCCUCUGUGAAAGUGGACACGACACCGAGGAUCGCUGCUCACAGAGUGGCCUCUGACAGUAGCAUGUUCGGGGUGUACUGCAUGGAGUAUCCGUAUCCAAUGGUCCAGGGUAACCAGGAGCCGACAGCCACUCCUGACACCAUGGUUCAACCAUUUGCUGCUAUUCCUUUUCCUCCACCGCCCCAAAAUGGUUUGUCUACAGAUUACGGAAACCAACACACACAGGAGUAUGCCGCUUCAUCCACUGAUCUCGGACUUCCGCUCUAUGGAGGAGGGCAGACUCACGCAGAGCUGAACACCCCAGCCACCAGCACAGCUAGUGCUUCCAACACGACAGAUGGAUCUCAGACAGAAGGGCAACAGCCACAAACCCAGAGCACUGAAAGCACGGAAACCAAAGCAACCCCUAAAAGGCUUCAUGUUUCCAAUAUACCAUUUCGCUUCAGAGACCCUGAUCUCCGUCAGAUGUUCGGGCAAUUUGGCAAAAUUCUCGACGUAGAAAUCAUAUUUAAUGAAAGAGGAUCCAAGGGUUUUGGUUUUGUAACUUUUGAAACUAGCGCGGAUGCUGACCGGGCCCGGGAGAAAUUGCACAGCACGGUGAUUGAGGGGCGAAAAAUCGAGGUCAACAAUGCAACAGCUCGUGUGAUGACCAAUAAGAAAUCUGUGACCCCUUAUGGAAAUGGCUGGAAACUUAGUCCUGUUAUGGGAGCUGUAUAUGGACCAGAACUCUAUGCUGCUGCACCUGGGCUCCAAGCUGACGUCUCUUUGGCCACUGAGGCUGGUGUCCCCCUGCCUGGACCAAGGGGGGUUAACACGUACAUUCCAUUGAUCUUUCCUGGAUUUCCCUACCCUACAGCUGCAGCAGCUGCUACUACGGCAGCUGCCUUUCGAGGGGCACAUUUGAGGGGUCGAGGGAGGACGGUAUAUGGUGCAGUACGGGCAAUGCAACCUACUGCUAUACCAACCUACCCUGGACUAGUCUUACAGGAACCAAUCUUAAACCCUAAGCUACCUCAGGGUGGAUAUGCAGCCUACAGAUACACUCAACCAGCCACUGCUGCCACAGCUGCCACUGCCGCUGCUGCCGCCGCUGCUGCAGCCUACAGCGAUGGAUACGGAAGGGUAUAUACAACUGACCCAUAUCAUGCCUUGGCCCCUGCUACCAGUUACGGAGUGGGAGCUGUGGCGAGCUUAUACAGAGGCGGUUACAGCCGAUUUGCUCCGUACUGAAGUGACGUAAACAAUUAUUUCCUAUAAAAUCUGGACAAAACUGCCCGUCUCCCCAUUUGCUGUUUCCCUUUCUCUCAACUAUCAAAGUUCACGAGGCCCGGCUUUUGCAAUACUUACAGUGAAAAUCUCCUCUUGGAAUUUUCUGGCAGCGUAAGAUGGAUGAAAUCAA
Rana temporaria (common frog) is the source of this 1749-nucleotide messenger RNA. It is a transcript of the gene RBFOX2, whose product is annotated as RNA binding fox-1 homolog 2. Gene Ontology annotation, molecular function: mRNA binding. The transcript has 13 exons. Lineage: Eukaryota; Metazoa; Chordata; Amphibia; Anura; Ranidae. Gene Ontology annotation, biological process: nervous system development; regulation of alternative mRNA splicing, via spliceosome. Bases 414 to 1580 code for a protein of 388 amino acids. The record is from RefSeq and is a predicted model, not a curated record. Gene Ontology annotation, cellular component: nucleus; cytoplasm.